Molecule: messenger RNA, 2671 nt
Organism: Homalodisca vitripennis (glassy-winged sharpshooter)
Lineage: Eukaryota; Metazoa; Arthropoda; Insecta; Hemiptera; Cicadellidae
Product: venom serine carboxypeptidase-like
Exons: 1
Coding region: 293-1651 (452 amino acids)
Biological process (GO): proteolysis
Molecular function (GO): serine-type carboxypeptidase activity
Source: RefSeq, a predicted model, not a curated record
UUUUCUUUGAUAAGAAAAUAGAUACAGUUUAACCAUGGCCACUUGACCCUAUUACGUCAAUGAAAACUAUCAUACACAGAUCACUCAUCGUAUUACACUGCUACAAUAAUCAUCUUUUACUGUCACAUGUAGAUCUAAUUACUGUACAGUGUUGUUAUAUAUUUGUUAGUUACUUAUCAACAUUAAUAUUAAUCUAUUUAGAUCUGAGGUGAAUUAGAUAGGUGUUAAUUGAGUUAUUAAAAUUAACAAAGUUUGUAUUUGAAUGUGUCAACUUUGUGAAAGUUUUUAGAACAUGAUCUAUCUUUUAUGUUUCAUCAUAGUAAAGUUUUAUUUAUUUAAUCAAACUAUCGCAGAAGAUGCAUUGUCUCCACUGAUAUUGACACCAUAUUUGGACAAGAAUAACAUUGAAGCUGCAAGAAGAUUGUCUAAGGUAACGCCAGAUAUUGGUGGUAUGACCAGUUAUGCAGGCUAUUUUAAUGUAAAUAAAACAUGUGAUAAUAAUUUGUUUAUGUGGUUUUUCCCAGCCAAAGAUGAUUGGCUCGAAGCUCCUGUGAUCUUGUGGUUGCAAGGAGGUCCAGGGUGGACUUCUAUGUAUGGAUUGUUUGAGCUAGUGGGUCCCUUUAACAGCUUCCCCAGUGGCCUACAAAGUAGGAACUAUUCCUGGAGCAACUUGAGCAAUAUUCUCUUCAUAGACAACCCUGUGGGAACAGGAUUUAGCUUUACUACUGGAGGUUGCUAUGCGGACAGUAUUGAUAUUGUGGUAGAAGGACUAUACUUGGCUAUCAUUCAAUUUUUUAAACUGUUCCCGGAACUGCGAAAUAGUAAGUUGUUUCUCUCAGGGGAAUCCUUUGCAGGACGCUACAUUCCUCCUUUGGCAGUAAAAAUACAUAGAAUGCUCGAGGAAAACAAAACGAGCUUGAACUUAGCAGGAAUAGUGGUUGGUGGUCCUAUGAUGAACACGGUUUGUCACGAUUACGGAAGCUUCCUCUAUCAUUUGGGAAUAGCUGACAGUAAACUACGGGAUGACCUUAACAAACACCAACAGAAGAUGAAGGCAAAUGUAGAAGUAAAAAAUUAUACUGCAGCUUUUGAAAAUUGGGUUUAUAUUAUAGAGAACUUGAUUGGAAACAAAACAGGAAUUAAAAACACAUAUAAUUUUCUACCAGAGUCUCCAGAUCUGAGUAAUUAUAGUGAAUUUGUUAUAGAGUCUGCGAUUCGAGGUCAGAUUCAUGUGGGGAACACUAACUUUUCUAAUGCGAACUUUGAUGUUUAUAAGAGAUUGAGGCACACAAUCAUACAGUCAUCCUCCUCUAGUGUUGAAGAAUUGUUGAAAACAAGGAAGUACAUUGUUGGUUUCUACAGUGGUCAAUUAGAUAUAAUAUGCAUGUACACUUCUACAGUUUGUGUUCUAGAAGACUUGAAUUGGCCAGGCAGGACAGAAUACAUGGAUGGUCCCAGAAAGAUCUGGUACCAUAAUGGUGAGGUAGUUGGUUGGUUUAAGACUGCUGACAACCUACUUCUGGAGGUCCUUAUAAGGGAUGCAGGACAUUCCGUGUCCUACUACAAGCCUGAACUAACUUAUAACCUAAUACACUCAAUAAUAUCAGCUCCCCCUGGGGUAAACCCACUAUGGAAACUUUCAACAAGUUAACAGUAAAAAAUUAUUUUAGUUAAAAAAUCCUUACAUAGUAAUCAAGCUGUUACCUAAUUAUUUUAAUAACCGAAUAUUUACAAGGUAGAAGUACGCCAAACUAUGUGUUGCGUAACACUGAGGUUACAUGUAAAAUUUACGUCAUUUCAUUCUCGAGAUGUUCUGCGCAUAGACAGACAGGCAGAGUCUCGAGCUAAUUUCUUACUACUACCAAAUCAAGAAUGCAUUUUUAGAGGCUACUUAUAGGCUUUUAACUAUUUAAAUUUCCCAGGACAGUUCACUUCUGGCUGGUUUAUACCUGCCAAUAGAACCUAUGUUGUGUAUAGCAAAACGUGAUCUGUUACUUGUAUCUGAGCACCCCAAUUUAGCUGUAUGUCAAGAACAUAACACCACUAAUUGUGAAUUCUUUGUUUGAAGUUGGUUUUUGACAAUGGAAGUAUUGUGAAGGAAACAGGAUUUUUCCGGACAUUUGCCAUUGUUCAGUGAUACAAAAAAUCAGUAACACUACAACCUUACCUAUCCUGUCACCUUACCAAAUAAAAUUAAGAAGGAAAGCAAUAAUAUAAAUUGGAAAGUUAGUUAUAUUGAUUUAAUUGAUGACAUUUUAUUCUAUAUAGGAACUAUUAACAAACAAUUUUUUUAAACAAUCAUAAAAAUACAUAAGUUAAGUAAAAGUAUAUUAGUUGUAACAAUUGUAAUUGUACUUGCAUUGUCUCAUGGUCUGUACUAGCUCCAUAAGGAUAAGUAUCUAACAAGAUGCUAUUCUUUUUAUUUGAUAGACAACUAUGUCAAUAAAGAUAUUUUUAUUUUAUUUGGCUCCUGAGAUCAACAGCUGAGUUGUAACUGUACUUUUACCACAACCAGUAGGAUAGAUAAAAACCAUCACUUUUAUGUCAUGACAAAUAUUGAAACAAUUACAAAAAGAAUUAAAACCAUUACCGUUUUCAUGUCUACAAGCCAUCUUUUGUUCUAUGCAAUUUAGCUUGGUUAGGAAUAAGAAAAAUAAAAUCCUUGCCUUGA